Anguilla anguilla (European eel) is the source of this 4589-nucleotide messenger RNA. It is a transcript of the gene rnf40, whose product is annotated as ring finger protein 40. NCBI's taxonomy places the organism in Eukaryota, Metazoa, Chordata, Actinopteri, Anguilliformes, Anguillidae. Gene Ontology annotation, cellular component: nucleus; HULC complex. Bases 152 to 3046 code for a protein of 964 amino acids. The record is from RefSeq and is a predicted model, not a curated record. Gene Ontology annotation, molecular function: ubiquitin protein ligase activity; metal ion binding. The transcript is spliced from 20 exons.
ACGAGGAAGAAGAAGACGAACACAGCUGCCAACCCAUAGACAUAUAUAUGUCUAUGUGCCAACCGCUAACCAAGCCACGGUAGCCACCAUUUCUCCCGGCAGCAGGGGUCCUUCUGUAUGACACGAACGAAAGUCUGUUGGUUCAGAGGGAAUGAUGUCUGGAACAGGGGGAGGGAAGCGUGCAGCAGGGCUUGGGGGGGACAGUCCUCCUGGACCUCCUGAAAAGAAAGGGAAAAAAGAGGAGAAAACCACUACCACACUGAUCGAACCAAUUAGGAUUGGCGGAGUGUCCUCAACGGAAGAGAUGGACAUGAAAGUUCUGCAGUUUAAGAAUAAAAAACUAUGUGAGCGUCUGGAGCAGAGGCAGGCCAUGGAAGAUGAGCUUCGUGAGAGAAUUGAGAAGCUGGAAAAGCGGCAGGCCACAGAUGAUACAACACUUCUUAUUGUCAAUCGCUACUGGAGCCAGUUGGAUGAAAAUGUUCAGAUCUUACUCCACCAAUUUGACCCUGUGGAAACUCUGCCUGCUGAUCCUACCCCUGGCCCUGAGGAAAAUGACAGUGGACAACUCCACCCUGAGCCACCAGAGGAAGAGAAGGCCUGUAAUGCUGAGAGAGCAGGGGGUGACUUGCAGCAGGAUGGCACUUCUGGCCUGAUGGCUCCCCCUGCUCCACUGAGUGACAGUGCAAAGUCCUUCCUCUGUACGCUGGGCAGUAGCAGUGAGGAGGAGCUUAGUCUGCAACUGCAGGACAAAAUGCAGUUUAGCAAGGUGGCUGUGGCCCGUGUCAGCUGCGUCUUCGACCAGUUGCACCAUAAAAUUGAGGACCUCUGUGCCCGCAUUCAGACUACUGUUUUUCAGGAUGACAGUCAAAGCGAGAUGCUUUCUCUGAAUCGCAUGCUCCUGGAUGAGAACGUUAGGCUGCAGGACCUGUCUGCAUCCCUGCAGGGUCGACAUCACAAAAUGUCCCUAGAGUAUAAUGAGCUGGUGGACAAGGUAAUGAGUUCAGAGACCAAAGUUUCUGAAAUGGAGACGACUGUGGAGGAUCUGCAAUGGGACAUUGAAAAACUUCGUAAGAGGGAGCAGAAGCUCAACAAGCACUUGGCUGAAGCCUUGGAACAGUUGAAUUCUGGGUACUACACCUCUGGCAGUUCAGGGGGUUUACCUGGAGGACAAAUCACACUCAACAUACAGAAGUUUGAGCUCUUGAAUGCAGAGCUGGAGCAAAACCAAGAACUGGCCAAUAGCCGAAUGGCAGAGCUGGAGAAGCUGCAGCUGGAGCUUCAGGAGGCUGUGAGGGAAAGUGAGAAGCUGAAGAUGGACUUAAGAAACAUCCCUGAGGAGGUGGUGAAGGAGACUCCGGAGUACAAGUGCCUUCAGUCACAGUUCUCCCUACUGUACAACGAGUCUCUUGGAGUGAAGACCCAGCUGGAUGAGGCCCGAGCACUGCUGCUUACAGCAAAAAAUGCUCAUCUGAGACAGAUUGAACACAUGGAGAGUGAUGAACUUUCCCUCCAGAAGAAGCUACGCACAGAAGUUAUCCAGCUAGAAGACACCCUGGCCCAGGUCCGAAAGGAGUAUGAAAUGCUAAGGAUUGAAUUUGAGCAGAACUUGGCUGCCAACGAGCAAGCGGGCCCCAUCAACAGGGAGAUGCGUCACUUGAUCAGCAGUCUACAGAAUCACAACCACCAACUGAAGGGAGAUGUGCAGCGUUUCAAGAGAAAGCUACGAGAGACUCAGAUGGAGAUAAAUAAGUUACGUUGCCAGAGUGGGGAGAUUGGGGUUUCGAUGUCAGAAGAGAUGGGGAGUGAUGGAGGCAUGGAUGUGAAGAAGGAGGAAGAUGAAGAACAGGAAGAGGAGGAGGAAAGGAGGAGGGAACUGGAGAGACAACGGGCUCGAGAAAGAGAGAGGGAGGCAGAGAGAGAACGAGAGAGGGAGCGAGAGAGAGAGCGAGAGCGACUGCGAAGUGAGGAGCUGAAGAGGAAAGACUCUGACACAUUGAAGUUACUGAGGGCUGAACUGAAGAAAGCACAAGAGUCCCAGAAAGAGAUGAAACUGCUUCUGGACAUGUACAAAUCAGCACCCAAAGAGCAGAGGGACAAAGUGCAGCUCAUGGCUGCUGAGCGGAAGUCCAAAGCAGAGGUGGAUGAGUUGAGAGGACGAGUGCGAGAGCUGGAGGAGAGGGAGAGAAAGGAGAGCAAGAAGUUGGCGGAUGAAGAUGCCCUCAGGAAAAUCCGUAUGGCAGAGGAGACCAUUGACCACCUACAGAAGAAGCUGGCAGCUACAAAACAGGAAGAGGAAGCUCUGCUCAGUGAAAUGGAUGUUACUGGCCAGGCCUUUGAAGAUAUGCAGGAGCAAAACAGCCGGCUCAUGCAACAGCUGAGGGAGAAGGAUGAUGCCAACUUCAAACUGAUGAGCGAGAGGAUCAAAUCCAAUCAGAUCUACAAGUUGCUGAGGGAGGAGAAGGAGGACCUGGCAGACCAGGUCCUGACCCUCAAAACCCAAGUGGAUGCCCAGCUGCUAGUUGUGCAAAAACUGGAGGAGAAGGAGGGGGUACUCCAGAGCUCUCUGGCAGCAUUGGAAAAAGAACUUGGACUCCGGACACAAGCACUAGAACUCAACAAGAGGAAGGCUGUCGAGGCAGCACAGCUGGCAGAGGACCUGAAGGUGCAGCUGGAGCACACCCAAGCUAAACUUCGGGAGAUCCAGGCUUCUGUAUUGGAUAACCGCAUAGCCCGUGAGAGGGAGAGCUUCAACCUGAAGAAAGCACAGGAGGACCUGUCCAGGCUACGUCGAAAGCUGGAGAAACAAAAGAAAGUGGAGGUGUACACAGAUGCUGAUGAAAUUCUGCAGGAAGAGAUCAAUCAGUACAAGGCAAAGCUGCGCUGCCCCUGUUGUAACACACGGGACAAAGAGACUGUUCUGACCAAGUGCUUUCAUGUUUUCUGCUACGAAUGUCUGAAGACACGCUACGACACUCGGCAGAGAAAAUGCCCCAAGUGCAAUGCUGCCUUUGGAGCCAAUGAUUUCCACCGAAUUUACAUCACUUAAUGCAAAUAGCAAAGAAGUAUCAAUGGAUACAAUAGAAUAGAGAAGAAGUGGCAGAAGAUUAGGAUAGGGGGAGAGGGCAUACGUUUCUCCACAUACAGUUUCUGCAUAACUGACAGUAAAUGUGCUGAAAGGGAGGAGUGCAGCCAGUGAGAACCAGUGCCUCAAUAGGCCCAUGGUUCUGCAAGUGGCCGAUUAAUUGAAACAACGGCUUUUAAAAAAAUUUUUUUUUUUUUUUUUUUUUUUUUUUUUUUAAUAGAAGCAAGACAUUGGUGAUAUUGACUUUUAAGGGGCAUUGUAUCCUCUCUUUAUUUUACUAAUUUCAGCUGUGUGGAAUCUGCUAGUUCUUUGGGUUGUUUUUUUUUUUUUUAAUAAAGAGAAUGAAGGUGCUACUGCCAUGUUUGUUACUGUACCCAGUUAAAAUAAAUAAAUAAUUAAUUCGUCCUCCAACUGUUAGAAUAAAAAUGGUGUAUAGAAUGAGCUGAUUUUGGUCAGAUAACGGACAUCAUAAAACACAUAUUACAAAUAUUGAUAUAACCUGUCCAAGUUCACAUCUGAGGAGAAUAAAUAUUUUUUUCUGACUGAAGUUGUAGUCAUGUUAUAGAAUUAGGCCUAUGCUUCUCCAUACUUAAAAGAACAUGCUUUCUGUAUUUAUUUGGUAAUAUUUAAGUUUUAGUAUGCUUUUGAUUGGCCCAGAUAGUUUUGGUGCGAAGGAUAUUUUAGAUACAGUACUGGCCAAAAGUAUUAGGCCACCUGUAGUUUGGGGGGGGGGGGGGGGACUUUAGGUAGAGAAUUCAGUUAAUAUGCACAUUUGUCGAAUUGUUAUUAAAAUGUGUCUAAGAUUAUGUUCAAGUAAAGUAAUCUUUUUGUGUUGUUAUUAGUAGAAAUUGAAAAAAAGAUUUAUACUUUAAUUUGUUAACCGAAGUACAGUACAAAUGUGUUUUGUCUUUCUACCCACAAUGACAUAUGACUUUUACUUAAUCUUAGAUAUGAAUCCUCAAAAUAGCCUUCUAUGGCUUUAAUUACAAUUCCAUUACUUAUUGGAAGGCGGUCCAAUCAUUUUGCAAAGUGGGAGGUGGAGGGGUAAUUAAAUUGAGUUAAAUCUUAUCUACCUUAAGUUUUUUUAAUUUUUUUUUUAGGCUGAUACCUUUAGACUGUAGUGCACUAAAGGUGCAACAAAUAUGGCAAAGGAGAGAGAGUUUGGCUUAGAUGUGUGGGGCCAAGUAAACGUUGUGGCACAAGGUUAUACCCAGUGAGAAAUUGCAAAGAAGCUUAUGAUUGCCAGGUGCAGUGUUCAGUACACACUCAGAAGGUUCCAGGUGGUUGGCAGUUUCAGUAAAUUUAACAACCCCUCCCACCCCAUUUGCAAAAUGAUUGGGUAGACUUUCAGUAAUUGAGUUGUAAUUAAUUCAAUUUUGUAGAAAGUCUUGUCUAAGAUCCUUAAGUAAUACUCAUCUUUUUGUGUUAUUGUAAGUGGAAAUUGGGGGGGGGGGGAGAAGUGUUUAUACUUUGGUUUGUUAUUCAAUAAAUCCACAUAUUACUUGAA